ACCUCACCACUACUUUGAAAGCAUUUUAUACCACCCUUUUCCUAAAACAUUACAAAGAAGCUAAUUUAUGAUGGCUUCUCAUAGAUCCAUCUUUGCCACCUCUAUCCUUCUUUUUGCGUUGCUAGCUAUUGCCUCCGCAACUGAUUAUGGGUAUGGUCCAACACCAAAUACUGAGAAAUCUAAACCUAAAACCGAGGUUGAUAACAAACCAUAUUCUACGAAAUCAGAUUAUGAAGUUUCCAAACCCAAUAUAGCUCAUGAGUAUAGUCAAACUCAAGAGAUUGAGAAAUCAAAAUCCGAUAUAGAUUACAAUCUACAUGUUUCAAAACCAAACUAUAAAGUUCCCAAGCCAAAAAUAAAUUAUAGAUACAAUCCAGUUUCAAAGACAAAGAAACCCGAACUUGAAACGAAUAAUGGGUAUAGUCCAUCACCAAAAAUUGAUAAACCCAAGGCAGAAGUAGUUUAUACACCAAACCCCACAAAACCAUACACUGAAGUUACCAAACCUAAAACUGAUUAUGGAUAUAGUCCUACACCAAAGACUGAGAAACCCAAACCCGAACCAGUUUACACACCAAAUUCCAAUAAGCCAAACUACGAGGUGCCUAAGCCCAAAACAGAUUAUGGAUAUGAUUCAAUCCCAAAGAUUGAGAAACCUAAGCUUGAAGUAGUUUACACACCAAAUCCCACAAAAUCGGACUAUGAAGUUACCCAACCUAAAACAAAUUAUGGAUAUAGUCCAACACCAAAGACCGAGAAACCCAAACCCGAACCAGUUUACACACCAAAUCCCAAUAAGCCAAACUAUGAGGUGCCUAAACCCAAAACAACUUAUGGAUAUAAUCUAAUCCCAAAGAUUGAGAAACCUAAGCUUGAAGUAGUUUACACACCAAAUCCCCCAAAACCGGACUAUGAAGUUACCAAACCCAAAACAGAUUAUGGAUAUAGUCCAACACCAAAGACUGAGAAACUCGAACCUGUUUACCCGGCAAAAUCAGACUAUAAAGUUCCCAAACCCGAAACAAAUUAUGGAUAUAAUCCCACCCCAAAGGUUGAAAAACCAAAAUCCGAAGUAGUUUCCAAACCAAAUCCCACAAAACCAGACUAUGAAAUUCCCAAACCCAAAACAAAUAAUGGAUAUGCUCCAAAACCAAAAGUUAAGAACCCAAAACCCACAAAACCAGAUUAUGAAGUUCCUAAACCAAAAGAAAACUACGAACUACAACUCCCAACAAUCAUCGGUGUUCAAGGAACAGUAUUGUGUAGAUCAGGCACCAAUUAUUAUCCAAUUAAAGGUGCAGUGGCAAGAGUUACAUGCAAAAGUGUGAAUGAGCUUGGAUAUGAGACAAGUCCAAUAACAGUAUUGAGUCAUGUAACAGAUAGUAAAGGUUAUUAUGAUGUUACAUUGUCAUUUGCAGAGUUUGGAUCAAAAUUGAAGAAUAUUGAAUGCAAAGCAUACUUAGAGAGUUCUCCAUUAGAGACUUGUAAACUUCCAACUGAUGUGAAUCAUGGAAUCAGUGGUUCUCCUCUUUCGUCAUAUCGUCUUCUUGAAAACAAUUUCAGAUUGUACUCUGUGGCAACUUUCUUCUACACUUCAGAAGCUAAACCUGUCCCUGGUUAUUGAAACAUGUCCAUUGAUUUGUCAAAGAGAUCAUUAAGUUAUUUGCAUGGAUGCAGAGUUGAAGAAUGAUGGUUUAUUUUUUAUUUGUUUUGAAUUUGUGGGUUUUCAUUUUUCUAAUGUUUUUGUUAUUAUUUGUCAUUUGAUUUCACAAUUCGUUGAUUAUUGAUAUAUAAAGAAAAACAAGGUUCAUCAUGAGCUAAA
Molecule: messenger RNA, 1822 nt
Organism: Trifolium pratense (red clover)
Lineage: Eukaryota; Viridiplantae; Streptophyta; Magnoliopsida; Fabales; Fabaceae
Product: extensin-2-like
Exons: 2
Coding region: 68-1624 (518 amino acids)
Source: RefSeq, a predicted model, not a curated record